Messenger RNA from Psammomys obesus (fat sand rat), 1892 nucleotides. Its product is annotated as sodium/calcium exchanger 2. Gene Ontology annotation, cellular component: postsynapse; sarcolemma; axon. Gene Ontology annotation, biological process: sodium ion transmembrane transport; cell communication; calcium ion import across plasma membrane. Lineage: Eukaryota; Metazoa; Chordata; Mammalia; Rodentia; Muridae. Gene Ontology annotation, molecular function: calcium:sodium antiporter activity. The record is from RefSeq and is a predicted model, not a curated record.
GAAGACCCUUCAGGUCAAGAUAGUGGACGACGAAGAGUAUGAGAAGAAGGACAACUUCUUUAUCGAGCUGGGCCAGCCCCAGUGGCUGAAGCGGGGCAUCUCAGCUCUGCUACUCAACCAAGGGGAAGGGGACAGGAAACUGACGGCGGAGGAGGAGGAGGCCUGGAGAAUAGCGGAGAUGGGCAAGCCAGUUCUUGGGGAGAACUGUCGCCUCGAGGUUAUCAUUGAGGAGUCUUAUGACUUUAAGAACACAGUGGAUAAACUCAUAAAGAAAACGAACCUGGCCUUGGUGAUUGGGACUCAUUCGUGGAGGGAACAGUUUUUAGAGGCAGUUACGGUGAGCGCAGGGGACGAGGAGGAGGAGGAGGACGGGUCUCGGGAGGAGCGGCUGCCGUCCUGCUUUGACUACGUGAUGCACUUCCUAACGGUGUUCUGGAAGGUCCUGUUUGCCUGCGUCCCGCCCACGGAGUACUGCCACGGCUGGGCCUGCUUUGGCGUCUGCAUCCUGGUCAUCGGUCUGCUCACGGCCCUCAUCGGAGAUCUGGCCUCACACUUUGGCUGUACCGUGGGCCUCAAGGACUCAGUCAACGCCGUGGUCUUCGUGGCGCUGGGCACCUCCAUCCCUGACACGUUCGCUAGCAAGGUGGCCGCGCUGCAGGACCAGUGCGCCGACGCGUCCAUCGGCAACGUGACGGGCUCCAACGCGGUGAACGUGUUCCUGGGCCUGGGCGUGGCCUGGUCAGUGGCCGCCGUGUACUGGGCCGUGCAGGGCCGCCCCUUCGAGGUGCGUACGGGCACGCUGGCCUUCUCCGUCACCCUCUUCACCGUCUUCGCCUUCGUGGGCAUCGCAGUGCUGCUGUACCGGCGCCGGCCACACAUCGGCGGCGAGCUGGGCGGCCCGCGGGGACCCAAGCUGGCCACCACCGCGCUCUUCCUGGGCCUCUGGUUCCUCUACAUCCUCUUCGCCAGCCUCGAGGCCUACUGCCACAUCCGGGGCUUCUAAGGCCCUAGCCGCCGCCCGAGGGUGGGACCUGGUGGCGUUUGCUCUUGGGCCCACCCCUGUCCACCUGCCCAGACUCAGCCUGGGCUCCUGGGUCUUCUCUCCUGGGCUCCCUCCUCGCCAGCCCUCUUCCUGGGAUCAGCCUCUCUUUCGGGCUUCUUCUCGGCCCCCUCCAGCCCAUCCGAAGCCCCUGGCCAAACACCCACCCACCGGACACCACCUUCUCCGUCUGCCGGGACAGCCAGCCUGAUCGUCCUCUCGUGUCCCCUCCCCUGAGCCACAAACCUCUAUCUGUGCCCCAGGUAGAGGGGGCAUCUCCCCAGGCGCCUCGGAGAGAGGCUGUGCCAUCCCAAGAUGCCACCCUUCCUGCCCCCCUAACCCUCAGGGAGCUCCCAGCAGUGCCCAGAGGAAGGAAAAAGGGGCUGUGGGCAAGAGUGGGGGCGGGGCACGCACUUUCCCAGAUUUCUUCACUCAGAGGCUUGGGGGAGGGGCAUUUGGAGUCUCCGUCCCCAGGCUGGAGGAGGUACACCUUGAACCCACCACCUGUGACAUUCCAGCGCCCUGCUCACCCUCCGCUACCUCUGAGAGCCAAGCCACGCCUUGGAGGGAGGGGCCUGUGUGUGUAUAUAGUGUGUCUGGGGGAGGGGGGCGCGGGAGGGUGCAUGUCUUGGGGGAAGGGGCCUUGACAGACUUUCCCUUUCGAGAGGGCAGCACUCAGCCUUGAGAACCAGCCCAGCGGAGGAGAAUCGAAGGGAGUCCAGCUGACCUCCCCUGCCGGUAGUCUAGAAGGUUCAUUUUGCCCUCAGUGCCAGCCAACCUGGGCAGGACCCUUGAAGAGGAGACCGAGGGUCCCAGAGGACCAAUGCUACAAGCCAGCAAAUGCUGCCACAUU